Hyposmocoma kahamanoa is the source of this 2863-nucleotide messenger RNA. RefSeq names its product soluble guanylate cyclase 88E (gene Gyc88E). Lineage: Eukaryota; Metazoa; Arthropoda; Insecta; Lepidoptera; Cosmopterigidae. Gene Ontology annotation, biological process: response to oxygen levels; cGMP biosynthetic process; nitric oxide-cGMP-mediated signaling. The record is from RefSeq and is a predicted model, not a curated record. Gene Ontology annotation, molecular function: oxygen sensor activity; guanylate cyclase activity; heme binding. The coding region runs from base 1 to 2784 and encodes 927 amino acids. The transcript has 16 exons. Gene Ontology annotation, cellular component: guanylate cyclase complex, soluble.
AUGUACGGGUUACUUUUGGAGAACAUGGCCGAGUACAUCAGACAGACAUAUGGCGAAGAACGAUGGGAGGACAUCAGACGGCAAGCGGGGGUCGAGCAGCCGUCUUUCUCUGUGCAUCAAGUGUAUCCGGAGAACAUGAUCACGAGAUUGGCAAAGAAAGCACAGGAGGUUUUAGGAAUAACGGAGCGAGAAUUUAUGGACCAAAUGGGCGUAUAUUUCGUAGGGUUCGUCUCACAAUAUGGUUACGACAGAGUUUUAUCAGUCCUCGGACGGCAUAUGAGGGAUUUUCUCAAUGGGUUAGAUAAUUUACACGAAUACCUGAAAUUCAGUUAUCCAAGAAUGAGAGCGCCUAGUUUUAUAUGUGAAAAUGAAACGAGGCAAGGAUUAACUCUGCACUACAGAUCCAAAAGAAGAGGAUUUGUUUAUUAUGCCAUGGGACAAAUUAGGGAGGUAGCCCGACAUUUUUACCAUAAGGAAAUGCGAAUAGAGUUACUACGCGAAGAACUACUAUUCGAUACAGUUCAUGUUACAUUCCAACUUACUUUUGACAACAGAGCGUUUACCUUGGCGUCUCUAGCUAUGACAAGGGAGGAAAAACAUUUACCAAUCAGCGCUUCAGUGCUAUUCGAGAUCUUUCCAUUUUGCAUUGUUUUUGGCUCCGACAUGGUGGUGCGGAGCAUCGGCAACUCUUUGAUGGUGAUCCUUCCCGACCUCGUGGGGAAGAAGAUCACAAACUGGUUCGACCUCGUCCGGCCCCUCAUUGCGUUUAAAUUUCAAACAAUCUUAAACCGCACGAACAACAUCUUCGAGCUAGUGACUGUAGAAGCUGUGAUGCACGAGAAGGCUCCUGACAAGAGAAACGAACUGCUCCGUCUGUCCGACGAGUCUGACGGACCCACGGAGAAGAAUCUCAGGCUGAAAGGUCAAAUGAUCUACAUGGACAACUGGCGCAUGAUGAUGUACCUGGGAACACCAGUGAUGCCCGAUCUCUCCGCUCUGGUUUCCACCGGUCUCUACAUCAACGAUUUGUCAAUGCAUGAUUUUAGUAGGGAUCUAAUGUUAGCCGGUACUCAACAAUCUGUGGAGCUAAAGCUAGCCCUAGACCAAGAGCAACAGAAAAGCAAGAAACUCGAAGAAUCAAUGAGGAAACUUGACGAGGAGAUGAAAAGAACUGAUGAGCUAUUGUACCAGAUGAUACCGAAGCAGGUCGCCGAUCGUCUUAGGAAUGGAGAGAACCCGAUUGAUACUUGUGAGAUGUUCGACAGCGUCUCCAUUCUAUUUUCUGACGUGGUGACCUUCACGGAGAUCUGCUCUCGCAUCACGCCCAUGGAAGUUGUAUCCAUGCUUAAUGCCAUGUACUCCAUCUUCGACACUCUUACGGAGAGGAAUCGAGUUUACAAGGUUGAGACAAUAGGUGACGCCUACAUGGUGGUUUCUGGAGCUCCAGAGAAGGAAGACAACCACGCUGAGAAAGUCUGCGACAUGGCCCUCGAUAUGGUUGAUGCUAUCACGGAUCUGAAAGAUCCUAGUACAGGAUCUCAUCUUUCAAUCCGGGUAGGUGUCCAUUCUGGCGCCGUAGUCGCCGGCAUUGUCGGUCUAAAGAUGCCCAGAUACUGCCUCUUUGGGGACUCGGUCAACACAGCGUCGCGCAUGGAGUCCACUUCAGAAGCCAUGAGGAUCCACAUAUCGCAAACCACGAGGGAACUGUUGUCACCUUCGUACAUGGUCACAGAGAGAGGAGAGAUUCAGGUUAAAGGAAAAGGAGCAAUGAAAACGUACUGGCUUGAAGGACGAGAAUCUCGACCGUGUCUCACGAAAGUCAUAUCACCUCAGCUCCAACCAGGAACCGAACUGGAAUGGGAACGAGCCGCUGACGUCAGGGACAGCAUUGCAGAACACUCAGCCCAGCAAAUGAACAUCAAGGAAAAGGAUGUAGCGUCAGGGACUUACACCCAUCUCCCGAAUUCCGUCAAUUCAGGCCCAAAUUCUCUAGCCGGUGUCAACAAUUCGUCAAAUCUAAUUGCGAUACAACCAUCUCCGUCUUUGCGAAAUUCUCAGAUAGUAUCACCGAAUCCUACAGUGACUUCGCCCGUCGAAGAACGAAGAAUGUACUCUCCUGUUACUUUCCAAGAUGUUGCUAUGAGGAGUAUAGCUAAUUCACCUAACAGGCAUGAAAAUAGAGAGUCAAGAUCUAAUUCUACGAGUGUCGGUGGAGUUUGGAAUGACGCUGACUCUAUAGAACCAGUCAGGACGAUUGACAGCUUGAAUUCGUCAUUCUGUUACAGUGCGACGUCCCCUUCCAGAGUGGCGACGGCGCCGGCGCCUCGAGAGAGGGAAAAAGAGGAGUUCCAAGAAAUAGGGUUUCUGCCGCACCUGUCCCCUCCGCACUCUGCACCCGCGACUGUCGCCGACUCGUGCUCAACGUUGCGACCCGACGCGACUGGCACCACGGUAACACGAAAAACUACUGCGGAAGAAAUUGAAACAGAUACAGAGUACCAAGAUGCAACAGAGUUAAGUGCUCACGUGUGCACGGUGACGGAGGCCACGGCUGGCGCCACGCCCGCCAAGCCAAGCAGGGUGGGACGGUUCAAGGCGCGAAUAGCACCCGGGUACAAUAAGAGCUGCGUCGCACAAAAAUCCUCCGUUAAGGAAAAAGCGGCCCAGAGCAGCGUUCCGCACGGUCAUCACCACACCAAGAACGUGAACCACCACCAGUGCUGCGGUGCAUUCGGAAACCCGCACGUGCGGCACAAGACAAACUCUAGCUGUCGUCUUAUCUAAAUCCAGUCUGUCAUUCUGUAUAAAUUUGUAUACAGUGGUGUAGCAAUCCUGCCCUCCUUAUCGUAACUAACGUAAACGA